CUGCCUGCCUGCGUUGUUGCUGUUUGUGCAGACGCGAAAUACAACAUUGAAUAUAAAAUUCUGCAAUCGUGAUUCACGUGUAGUGCUAUUAUUAAAACGAAAAUGUUGGAUAGAAGCGCGAUGAUGAGACACGCGAGGUGCUGUUGUCUCCCCGUAGAGACGGCCACCUUCAUUUUUGCAGUAUUUAGCUCUGUUAUAUCCGGCUUCGGAACUGUGGUGUUCGCCACGGCCAACACCUGGUUCGGCGCCGUCACGGGAGACGAGACCCUCAACCAGUUCUGGGACCGCGACCCGGAGACCAUCCGCAUGUCGAUGGGCGACCGGGUCUACAACCAGCGGCUGAUGGACUACACGGCGGCGAUGGCGGCCAUGCUGUUCUUCUUCGUCUGCUGUGUGGUCUCCUUCAUCUUCUCUGUGUUCCUGUGCUAUGGGACUAACAAGAGGCGCCCAGGUUUCGUGAAGGCUUACCUGGUGUACGGCGUGGUGGUGACCAUCCUCAUGAUGGCUGGAGCUGUCCUGUACUCCUGGCUCAUGGAGGAGAUUAUUGUGGGUUCCAUCAUCCUGAUAGCUUGCGGUAAGUGAUCUGGAUGUCUUCACACUUAG
Molecule: messenger RNA, 603 nt
Organism: Cydia fagiglandana
Lineage: Eukaryota; Metazoa; Arthropoda; Insecta; Lepidoptera; Tortricidae
Exons: 4
Coding region: 103-582 (159 amino acids)
Source: RefSeq, a predicted model, not a curated record